UGCCUGCCCCAGCCCCAGCAGCGGCCUUGCAUUUCAGAUGGUUUAAAAAUAGGAUAUGACAGCAGAGAUCAUGCAACGCAAACAGAUAUCAAAGAGAUACCAGAAUUAAAUGAGCUAGCGAUUGUUACGCAAGCUUUAAUCAAGCUCACUCAAUCCCUCCAGCAAGAUUUGUUCAUCUACAAAAGCACCAUUCAAGCACAAUAUGAAGAAAAAAUUGAAGAGCAGGCUUCAAAUCUCAGUAAAUAUGUAAAAGAUAGACUGACAGACAUUGAGUCUUUUCAUAAAUGGAAAGAAAUCCAAAUUUGUCAGAGCUACCAACAACAGUUAUGCGAUGCAUUGGCUGUUCUCAGAGGAAAUAUUGAGAAGUAUUACAACAUAAAUACAGAAGACACAGAAUGUUCACCAGGAAAGCUUUUGAGUCUUUUACAUAACAAACUGCAUGAGAAGGGGUCCAUAAUUAAAAAUCUGGAAAGAAAACUGCAGGAAUGUCAAGAAAAAGGAAGGGCUAAAAUGGUUGUCUUUGAAGAUGAUGACCGAAAAAAAAAGUCUGAAAAGGAGAGAGAGGAUUUCAAUGAAGAGGUUUUUAAACUGCGCAACGAGAUUUCUCGUCUUGAAAAUUCUCUGAAACAGUCUGAAAAAGAAAAAUAUGUAUUAGAUAGACAAGUUCAAAGCAUGUGAUUAAAAAUGGAAACUGAUCAGCGAACUAUUCAAAAGUUGACUGAAAUUCAAGAACAAAUGAAGGCAGAACUUGAAAAUGGAAGGCUAUUAGCUAAAAAUAUGAUAACAUGCGUAGCACCUGAGCAGCAAGCUGCUGAAAAGACCCUGACUGUAGAAAAUGAGAAGCUGAAGAAAUAUAAAGGUCAAGAAAGGCAAACCACAGCAAGAAAGGAAGUUGAGCAAUGUAAUAUGAUAUGGAAAAAGAAAUUCCAGAUUCUACAAAACAGCCUACAUGCGAUUAAGGACGAGAUGUUUCUUAGAUAGACCCUGCAACACCAGUUAAUAGCACUUAAAUGUACAUCUUUUGGUGAAACAAUGGUUUACCCUGUUUGUAUUGAAAAUGAUACAAAAGAUAUGAACGGAUCCAAAGCUGGUUUAUGUUUACCUUCAACUUCGCCCUCAGAGUAUUGCCAGUCUACUAAAGAGCAGGAAGAAGAAGACAAAGAUCAGUUUUCUAGACUUCCAAACACAACAAAAGUGGACGUUGUUUGUUGAUGAUGAUGAACAGAGGAAGACCAGAGCCUGCGAUGGUCCAAGCGUAGCCUCUGAAUCAUCCUA
Messenger RNA from Cygnus atratus (black swan), 1275 nucleotides. It is a transcript of the gene C2H10orf67, whose product is annotated as chromosome 2 C10orf67 homolog. NCBI's taxonomy places the organism in Eukaryota, Metazoa, Chordata, Aves, Anseriformes, Anatidae. The record is from RefSeq and is a predicted model, not a curated record.